AAGCUCCCUAAGCUUUUGAUGAUUCCUUUGAAUUUCUCAACACUUUCAAACUCCACCGUUACAGUUUUGCCCCAAAAAGGAAAAAAAGUGACCCUUUUCUUUUUUUGGAGCGAUGAUGAUUCUUGAAGUGCAGAACAAGCUUUCAAAGUUCAAAAAAUGGCUUCAUCUCCUCAAAUUUUCAAGAUAAUUCUCCAAACCACCCUCGAUCUCCGAAAGCUGUGGUAUAUGGACUUAAACUUUACAUUGGUAGAGGAUCUCAAACUUGACACUGCAACAAAAAAGGCAUUCAGCAACAUGAUUUAAGCGAAAAAACAUAUUUUGGUCAUCCUAAAUUUGAAUUCGACGAGGGAAAUAUUGAAAAGGUUGAAGCUUAGAAAAACUCUGGAGGAUCCUUCUAUGUUGAAGAUUGUUAUGCGACAAUCAUACUUAUAUCAUAAAUACACAUUGGUGAUCUCGAUAUCAUUUGUGUCCGAAGAGAUAUUUUCUUCAGAAAAUGGUCCAAAUCAGGAAACUAUGCCUAUAUUUUCUGUGGAUGGAAGAAGUUUGCAAAGGAUCGUGGUUUUUUUUUCCGAGUAUAACAUGUGAGGAUAGGUGAUCGAACUCACAACCUCGUUUUGGCUUUCGGCAAAGUACGAUGACUUGAAACGUGGGGAUGUUGAGGAUAGGAAACUUUUCACAAGAUGAUUCCACAAAAGUUUGUUGAAGAAUAUGGGAAGUUUCUGUCAAGUUCCGUGCGUCUCAAGCUUCCCGACGGUAAGGAAUGGAAAGUGGGUUUAAAGGCCACCACAAACGGCGCCGUUUGGCUGCAAAAUGGCUGGCAUCCAUUUGCGGAGCACUACCGUUUAAAACAUGGGUCGAUGUUGGUUCUUAGACUGGAUGAAAAUUCCACUUUCCAAACACUGAUAUUCGAGCCAAGUGGAUCAGAGAUCGAAUAUUCUUUCAAAUUUAACGAUUUUGGGGGAGAUUUUCAAGAAGAGAGUGAUGAUGAUUCCGAUGAAAGUUUUGAGAUUUUUCACCAACAUUCUAAGAAGAGGGAAAAGCCUUCGUUGCCUUCUAGUCAAUCUCGAAAGAAGAUGAGAAGUGAAGGUUCAUUUUCCCCCAAAAUGGUUCCUCAAGAAGGACGCCAUAUUUCUAGGGAGAAGCCAAGUUGUAAGAGAAUGGCACAAAAUGGGGUUUCAAAUCGAAGGCAGCCAUUGUCAUCUCCAGCCAAGAAAGCUGAGAAAAAACCUGGUUUCAAAGUUGUUAUGGGGAAAUCAAACGUUGGAGGUAGAUUUAACUUGAUUAUUCCUAAAGAAUUUGCGGAGAAAUAUUUAGCUGAGGAGUUUGGAAUCAUCAGAGUACAAAAUUCAAAUGGCAAAACUUGGCCACUUCUAUACAAAUGGACUCGAAGCCGUGCUUAUGCUUUCAGUUACAUUUCAAGUGGGUGGAAGUGUUUUGCAGAGGAAAAUCUGUUGAAAGUAGGAGAUGUUGGGUUCUUUCAACUCAUUGAAAAUGGCCGAUUUUUAUUCACCACUGAAGAGACUUCUCCCUCUACCUCUCCUUCCCUUUCACCAAAGAAGGAAGCUGAAACUGCCACAAAUCCCUUCUUCAAAGUCGAUAUUCACUUCGUGAGCUACAGGAGCACGGUUCUGAACAUUCCUAUGGGGUUCGGGAAGAAGCAUAUUCCACCAGGAACUCACACUGUGAUGCUUAAGUUGGGAGGCAAAAAAUGGAAGGUGAGCAUGAAAAAUUACGAUCGGUGUUUCAGAUUCUCAGCCGGGUGGUGCUCCUUUUACAGGGACAAUGCCUUGCAAGAUGGAGAUACUUGCUUAUUUGAGUUGCUCAACAAGAAUCACUCUCACUUUGUAUUUAAAGUUACCAUUUUCAGGAAAAUUACUGCCUCUGUUGAAAAUGUAUUAGAAAUUUGGUAGAAGAAGGUGAAGUUUGUGCAGGCUUUUGUUUUCUUCAGAGGAAGAUGCCUUUUUUUUUUUGGGACGAAUCUCUGCACUGAAAAUACGGUUGACUUGUAAUGUUUUGUCCUUUUUUUGGGGAUUGGUUGCAUAGAGAUUUGUUUUUGUGUUAACGUUGUAUUUUAGUGAAGUUUCCUAUGAUACAGCAGUAAUUAGUUUGUAUGGAUUUAUGGAGAUCAGAUUGGGAAACUAAUUAAUGUAAAUUUCUUUGUAGCA
Molecule: messenger RNA, 2165 nt
Organism: Momordica charantia (bitter melon)
Lineage: Eukaryota; Viridiplantae; Streptophyta; Magnoliopsida; Cucurbitales; Cucurbitaceae
Product: B3 domain-containing transcription factor VRN1-like
Molecular function (GO): DNA binding
Source: RefSeq, a predicted model, not a curated record